Heterobilharzia americana is the source of this 882-nucleotide messenger RNA. The record is from the annotation of a GenBank genome assembly. NCBI's taxonomy places the organism in Eukaryota, Metazoa, Platyhelminthes, Trematoda, Strigeidida, Schistosomatidae.
AUGACUGAUACAAAUAACGUGAAAGUUAGUUUACUGUCUGAAGAUGCUUUGAAAAUUUUACCAGAUGCCAAAUCAAGUGGGUUUAUUAAUAUCAUUAAAGAAAUAGUGAGCGCUGGUUUCAAAAGCCACAAAGGACAAGUGAAAGAGGAAAAUUAUAAUAUUCAUUUCACACAAAACUUGAAAAAAUACUCAACAAUCUCAUCAUCACCAUUAAACUACGUUGAGAACUUUGGUAGAAAUGAUGUUUUCAAUGAAUCUAAAGCAGCUGCUAUGAAGUGUAUAUUAUUUGCUCAUGAAAAUAUUGAACAAAAUAAACGUCUUGAACGCACUUAUCUCAGUAAACGAAGACAAUCGUGCAUAUUUUCAGAACUUAUGAAACAUCAGUCUUUGAGUGAUCGUUCAGCUGUCUUCCAUGCCCUUCAAUUAAAUAAAACGCGACAAGACAAUCGAGAAGCAUUAUUUACUGCUUUGUCAUUGGUUGAAGUGAGCGCUGGUUUCAAAAGCCACAAAGGACAAGUGAAAGAGGAAAAUUAUAAUAUUCAUUUCACACAAAACUUGAAAAAAUACUCAACAAUCUCAUCAUCACCAUUAAACUACGUUGAGAACUUUGGUAGAAAUGAUGUUUUCAAUGAAUCUAAAGCAGCUGCUAUGAAGUGUAUAUUAUUUGCUCAUGAAAAUAUUGAACAAAAUAAACGUCUUGAACGCACUUAUCUCAGUAAACGAAGACAAUCGUGCAUAUUUUCAGAACUUAUGAAACAUCAGUCUUUGAGUGAUCGUUCAGCUGUCUUCCAUGCCCUUCAAUUAAAUAAAACGCGACAAGACAAUCGAGAAGCAUUAUUUACUGCUUUGUCAUUGGUUGAAGGUGUUCAAUUUGAAGAGUAA